Molecule: messenger RNA, 335 nt
Organism: Bactrocera dorsalis (oriental fruit fly)
Lineage: Eukaryota; Metazoa; Arthropoda; Insecta; Diptera; Tephritidae
Gene: Rpb10
Product: DNA-directed RNA polymerases I, II, and III subunit RPABC5
Exons: 2
Coding region: 18-221 (67 amino acids)
Biological process (GO): transcription by RNA polymerase I; tRNA transcription by RNA polymerase III; transcription by RNA polymerase II
Cellular component (GO): RNA polymerase I complex; RNA polymerase II, core complex; RNA polymerase III complex
Molecular function (GO): zinc ion binding; DNA binding; DNA-directed RNA polymerase activity
Source: RefSeq, a predicted model, not a curated record
UAAAACAAAAGGUAAACAUGAUUAUUCCAAUUCGUUGCUUCACAUGUGGUAAAGUAAUUGGUAACAAGUGGGAGUCGUAUUUAGGACUUUUACAAGCCGAAUACACGGAAGGUGAUGCUUUGGAUGCUCUCGGUCUCAAACGAUAUUGUUGCAGACGUAUGUUAUUGGGACAUGUUGACUUAAUUGAAAAAUUAUUGAAUUAUGCGCCUUUGGAAAAGUAGAUUUGUUUGGAUGGAGCACAUUUUUUCACAUCUUACCUUUUUGAAUUAGAAUAAAAUAUGUAUAGCUUUUAGCAACGAUUUAUUAAAUAUAUAUGUCUUAUCAAUUUGUAAAAA